Messenger RNA from Terrapene triunguis (Three-toed box turtle), 480 nucleotides. It is a transcript of the gene UBL5, whose product is annotated as ubiquitin like 5. Lineage: Eukaryota; Metazoa; Chordata; Testudines; Emydidae. The record is from RefSeq and is a predicted model, not a curated record. Gene Ontology annotation, biological process: mRNA splicing, via spliceosome; protein modification process. Bases 16 to 246 code for a protein of 76 amino acids. Gene Ontology annotation, molecular function: protein tag activity. Gene Ontology annotation, cellular component: nucleus; cytoplasm. The transcript has 3 exons.
UUCUGGCCCUGGUCAAUGCCGCUUUGUCCAGGCGCUCGGUACGUGGGUGCGAAUGUAGUUUCCUUAACCGUGUUGCUCAGCACUGAGGACACAAUCGGUGACCUGAAAAAACUCAUUGCAGCUCAGACUGGGACCCGCUGGGACAAAAUUGUGCUGAAGAAAUGGUACACAAUCUUCAAGGACCAUGUAUCACUGGGAGACUAUGAAAUCCAUGAUGGCAUGAACCUGGAGUUAUAUUAUCAGUAGCCUUGACUCUAGCUGCAGUUGCACAUGGCAGGCAUCACUUUUCUAUUUUUUUUCUAAUAUAAAACUUGUCUAUAAACUUUAUUUCAUGUAAGGUAAAAAUUAAAAGCUCAAGUUGUGCAUGUAGUUUUAUCAGAUGUCUUUAGCUUUGAUGGCAAUAAAACUAGCUGCAAAUUUGUAAGAAGGUAGAUUUUGUUUUAAAAAAUUGUUUGUAAUAAAGGUCUCCUGACAACUUCA